CCCUUUUCCCUUCCACCGUAUACCUGAAACCCCAUCAGCAGCAACUUUCGUUACCACAGCAAUCGAAGAGCGUAUAAACAACCAAGCAACCAAACAGCAACAAAAAGGAUACCCCCAGCAACACCCUUUUUUCUUUUCAGCAACAACAACAAAACACGCUCAACAAAUAGUGUAGAUACGAAAAACAACAACACAACAACAACAACAAUACAAAAAAGACGAUCCAUCAUGGGCUGCUGUCAAUCUGCUGAGCGUGUAGAGGAAAAGCAACGCAACCAGGAGAUCGAAGCGCAAAUUAGGCGCGAUCGUGCCAAUAUGAAGAUGGAAAUAAAAAUGCUACUGCUAGGCGCCGGUGAAUCGGGUAAAUCGACGAUUCUCAAACAGAUGAAGCUUAUCCAUGACGGUGGAUACACACCCGAGGAGCGAGAGAGCUUCAAAGAAGUGAUUUUCAGCAACACCAUCCAGUCGAUGCGGGUCACGGUGGAGGCAAUGCACGAACUGGGCAUUGCGUUUCGCAACCCAGAAAACGAAAUCCAUCGACGACUUGUCCUGGAAGCGCCACCUCAGGUGGACUAUUUGGGACACGAGCUCGUGGAGGCGAUUGCAACCUUGUGGGACGACCCCGCCGUACGCGAAUGUGUAGACCGAGCCAAUGAAUUUCAGUUGAACGACUCGGCACGGUACUACUUUGAUUCAAUCUUGCGUAUCGGCCAGCCACACUACAUCCCGAGCGAUCAGGACGUUUUACGAAGCCGCGUAAAGUCAACAGGUAUCACAGAAACGACGUUCGUCAUAGGCGAUCUCACAUACCGCAUGGUCGAUGUGGGCGGCCAACGAUCGGAGCGCAAGAAGUGGAUUCAUUGUUUCGAAAAUGUUACGACCUUACUCUUCCUCGUCGCCAUUUCCGAAUACGACCAGGUCCUGUUUGAAGACGCAUCCGUCAACCGACUGCAGGAAUCACUAACGCUCUUUGACUCGAUCUGCAACUCACGGUGGUUUAUCAAAACGUCAAUUAUCCUCUUUCUCAACAAGAUUGAUUUGUUUGCCGAAAAACUGCCACGCUCGCCGCUGUCCAACUUCUUUGACGACUACAAAGGCGGCGACCGAUACGACGCCGCAUGUCAGUACCUCCUCCACAAAUUCGUGGCGCUGAAUACGCGGGCAGAUACCAAACAGAUCUACACCCACUUCACCUGCGCUACCGAAACCAAACAGAUCAAGUUCGUCAUGAAUGCGGUCAACAACAUCAUCAUGCAUGAAAAUCUGGCCAAGGAAGGCUUACUGUAAAAACAAAAAAGCAACACCAUAUCGAGAGGAGGAGCAAAAGUGA
Zychaea mexicana is the source of this 1330-nucleotide messenger RNA. Its product is annotated as G-alpha protein. Gene Ontology annotation, biological process: adenylate cyclase-modulating G protein-coupled receptor signaling pathway. NCBI's taxonomy places the organism in Eukaryota, Fungi, Mucoromycota, Mucoromycetes, Mucorales, Lichtheimiaceae. The transcript is spliced from 3 exons. The coding region runs from base 229 to 1287 and encodes 352 amino acids. Gene Ontology annotation, molecular function: GTPase activity; G-protein beta/gamma-subunit complex binding; G protein-coupled receptor binding. The record is from RefSeq and is a predicted model, not a curated record. Gene Ontology annotation, cellular component: heterotrimeric G-protein complex.